This is a messenger RNA of Limulus polyphemus (Atlantic horseshoe crab), 5125 nucleotides long. RefSeq names its product single-stranded DNA-binding protein 3-like. Gene Ontology annotation, cellular component: nucleus. The transcript has 20 exons. Gene Ontology annotation, biological process: positive regulation of transcription by RNA polymerase II. NCBI's taxonomy places the organism in Eukaryota, Metazoa, Arthropoda, Merostomata, Xiphosura, Limulidae. The coding region runs from base 286 to 1668 and encodes 460 amino acids. Gene Ontology annotation, molecular function: single-stranded DNA binding; protein binding. The record is from RefSeq and is a predicted model, not a curated record.
UUGUCUAAGCCAAAACAUCAUAUCUUUUGCUUAAUUAACUUGUUACAAUUGUGGUCUAAAGUGGGGGAGGAUUUCUUUCCCCAGUGGAGUACGUACUGCCACUAAUAACACUUCUGAGGUUUACUCCGCCGUGACGUUUCAAAGGGCAUUGGAAUAUACAACCAGAAGAAGCUACUAAGUCCAAUCACACAGCUGCUUCCCACAGAUCAAUUGAUGUUUCUAUGGUAACGAGGUCGGUGUCGUCGUGUAUGUCUUGUCAGGUGCGUGACACUUCGGCCACACAGAAUGUAUGCGAAGGGAAAAGACUCAACGGUACCAUCCGAUCCUCAGGCAAGAGAAAAAUUAGCCCUGUAUGUCUAUGAAUAUUUAUUACAUGUUGGAGCUCAGAAGGCAGCCCAAACUUUCCUGUCUGAGAUAAGAUGGGAAAAAAACAUAACAUUAGGAGAACCUCCAGGGUUUUUACAUUCAUGGUGGUGUGUCUUUUGGGAUCUUUAUUGUGCAGCACCAGAAAGGCGAGAAACGUGUGAACAUUCAACUGAAGGAAAAGCCUUUCAUGACUAUGGGUUUAUUAACUCCGGGUAUGCGGUCAACGGGAUGACACACAACCCUACAGUCCCCAGUCCACUAAGUCAUAUGGCCCCUGGUGAUGGGAUGCCAGGUGGAGCUGUAGGCCCUGCUGGUUUCUUCCCAAACUCUCACAUCAGACCCUCUCCACCUCAACAGUCAGUUUCACAACCGUCCCCUCAUUCCCAGCCUCCUCCCUCUCAUACUUUAAUGGUCCAGAAUCAGCCAUUCAUGUCACCGCGCUAUCCAGCUCGGUCUGGAGUGAGGAUGAGUCAACAAGUCGAUUUCAGUGCUCCUGGUAAUGUUCCAGGACAACACAUGAUACCCAAUAAUAUGGACCCAACAAGACCAGUUUUUUCUAUUCAUCCAUCCACAUUCUUGUUUAUAGCUGAUGGUGGAGAGUUUGUGAGCUGGCAAGGGCCACAAGGAAUGAACCCAAUGAAUUCAAGAAUAAACCCACAAAGAGGGCAACAUCUUGGUCAAAUGAAUCCUGGUAGUUAUGGACCAAUAAGACCAUCAGGUGGAGCAGUGGGUCCUGGAGUUUCUCCACUGUCCAUGCAGGGGCCAGGAGGCAGACAAUGGCAGCCAAAUAUGUCUACUAUCAAUUACUCCUCUGUUUCACCUGGAAGCCAUUAUGGUCCUCCAUCCUCAGGGGCAGGUCCUCAGAGGUCAGGUACACCUAUUAUGCCCAGCCCUCAAGGAUCAUCUGGCCCUUUCUCUCCUGAAAACACAAGAAUUAAUGCUUCCAACUUGCGGCCAGACUCUUCUAGUUCUGGUGGUGAGAGUAUGUACACCAUGAUGAAGACAGUGCCUGGAGGAGCUAUGUCAGGGUUCCCACUUGGACCAGGACCAGAUGGUCACAUUGGACCAGACAUGGGGACAUCUGUUAUGAAUGGAAUGUCCUCAACAGGUGAAAGUUUAGAUGGUAUGAAGAACUCACCCAUCAAUGGUCCUGGUACACCUAGAGAAGAUGGGCCUCCUAUGGGAGAAUAUGGUAUUUCAGGGUAUGGACAAGAAAAUAUACCAGGGGAUACAUCGGGAAUUGACAUGCAAUGCCAUUUACAGGCUUGUAGCAGUCAUCAAGUUCACCCGUGUGAAAUUUAAGUGCAGGAUAAGCUUCAGGUAUGUCUUUAAAAUGUUGUCAUUGUGCUCCACUGUUAAUUCUACUGAAUGUGUACACUACCUUUAAUAGUUCUAUAGUGACCUGAAACUGUAGCGACUUUACACUCCUCUUUUUGUUUUCAGUUUCAUUCCAUAAUAAUCUCCCUUUGUUGUUUAUUCCUUAUUAUUUACUUAGAAAUGUCUCAGAAUGUACUGACUCAAAACAUCUAAUCUUUGUAAUCUUUGACUGUUUUCCAUAUCUAUUCAAGUUUUAGAAGCAUGUUUGUAGUUCUCCUUUUCUACCUAAUAUUAUUGAAAACAAAAGGUUUAUGAGUGCACAUAUGCUUAAAGAAUGUUACAAUUCCAUUGCCAUCCAAAGAAUUAGCUGUUCUCACUUUAAGCCUUUUUAGAACAAAAUAGGCUUGGCCCUGACCCAUUUUAGGUCGACAUAGCAUUAAGUGAGAAGAACCUGUUAGGUAAUGCAGUAUGGCAUUUCAUUAAUGCAAAUAUACUAAAAUAAUGACUUGGCUGGCUUCUAGAAAUGUUGAAGCAGAAUCUCUUCUUAGAACUACACUUAAAUUUUGUGUAAAAACAACUCGUAUGCUCACUAUAUUAUACAUAUUUCAGGCUACGUUUCUUUACAGAACUUACAUUGGUGGUUGGUAUCAAAAGAGAGGGAAAUAUUUGAACCUUAAUGUCAGUUUCAAACUCUUUAUGUAUCUUAUAUACUGGACUACUUAUUUCUAAUUCAUUUAUUCCAUAUGUACAUUAUAAACCUUUGUGUUUGCACUUAAAAGCUGAUACACAAGUUUUUUCCCAUUUAUUUACACACUCACACUUGCCUUUUUUUUCCAGUUUAACAGUUAUGUCCAAAGCUACAUUUUACUGCCUCUAAUUAGAGUAAUAAUUUUAACAGAUGUUGUAGUUACUGCUAUAAUCUCCCCUGCUUGUUUAUCAUAUAAUUUUUUACUAUAUUUCAGCACUUUAAUCUGUUUCCACAAGUCCAGCACUGUGGAUCAACACAUGCCUAAAUGUGUGAUUUUAGUCAAAAUUUGUAUAAUUAAUAAAUCUGUAUGCUUGAGGUUUUUAAUAUUUCUACAGGAUCAGAAUGAAUUUGCAACAGUAUUAAAAAUCAAAGAAACCAUGUGAAAAGAAGUUAAGAGAUUUGAAAAAAUACUCCAUUAGAACAGCCAGAAUAUUACCUACAGUGAUUAAAAGAAUAUGAACAAAAAAACAGGUAAUCCAGAAAGGAUUCGACACUAUCAGGACGAGCUAUGAUUGUUUUCAACUGAAAAACCUUCUGUCUACUCACCCUUGGCUUGUUAUUUCAUACUAAAUGAGAGUAUAGAUAUGUUAAAAUGUUGAAGAUUGAUAUCAAAGUUUAUUGAUGGUUUGCAGUUAAAUAUUGUCUGGUAUUGUACAAAUUUAAGGUUCAAACUACUAAUGUUAAAAUGUUUUUAUUUUUUUUUGUAUUGAAAUUUUUAUGGGAUCAGACACCUUUCUAAUACAAAUUUAUUACUUGUAGAAAUAGUGAUUAUCUUUACCAAAGAAUUAGAUAAAGGGGUGAACUUAUUUGAACUCUGAAAGAACUGUACAUUGAACAACAUUAUAUCAGAUGGAUGUCUCUUGGAACUUGAGAAGUUUCAUAAGCCUCUGUCAAAGUUUCAUCUCUGUGUCAGUAUUUUCUCUCUUUUUCUCCCUUUUGUCACUGCUCAUUUGUCAUCAACCUCAUUGUCAUCACCUUGGCUGUGCUCUGAAUAUUGAUCCCAAGCAGACUAUUAUCACCACUCAUUUUAUCAUCAACUUUGUGGUCAUCAUAUCAACUGUGUUCUGGACAUUGAAUCCAAGGAAAUUGUGAAGGGACUCUUAAAGCCAGAAAAGAGAAAAAGACAGUUGUUAGUAAGCCAAGAAUAUUAAAGUUAAUUAUUAUUAUGACUGUGAAUCAUAUAUUUUGUUUCUUUCCAUAGGUCAGUUUUUUCCUCAUUGUCUUUGUGAAUUUCUUCCCUUUAAAGCAUUCCAUUGAACAAAAUAUUAAGAAGAGGAUUCGUUGUUUGUGAUGAAACAGAAAUGAUUAAGCAGUACAAAAUUUAUUAGGGUAUUUUUUCUUGUUCUGACAACAGAUUAGAUGAAACAUAGUAACAAGUUGCUGUAUGGCAUAGAGCAAAAAAAGUAUUGGAAUAUGCCAUUAAAAAAAAGUUUCAUAAAAUAUGAGGUUUUUGAAGUAGUCGCAGGUUAUAUUGCCAGUGAUAGUUAAAUUAUAUAUAACUACUUUUGUACCAGUCACAAGUAAAUUUUCCAGAGUGCAUAUGAGGAGUUGCAUUAGGAGUUCCAAGUUAGUCAGCACUGUAUCAGUAAUAGUUAUAGAUUUUGUUGUUGAACCAACCAAAAUGUUAAAGAGUGAGGUGUGUAAUUGAUGUACUACUGUUUAUUUAGUGUGGAGAAUACAAUAAAAAGAGACAAACUUGUUAAAAACAAAUGUUUGCUGAUAAUUAUUGGUCAUUUGUACUUGUUGAAAGAUGUUAAUCAGAUCAAAUUUUAAUAAAGUAAUUUAUUGAAAUAUUUCAUUAAUUUAGUCUUGAACAUUUUCAAUAAACUAAAUGUUAUGAAGUCAGUGAACAUUUACAUAUUUGAUUAGAACACAACCAUGGAAAACUUAAUCAACUAGUCACAGUUUUUAUUAAGAAAAAAAAAUUAUGUAAAAAUUCUCAACUAAUUAUGUUUGUUUGCCCUGGGUUACCUUUCAGUGUAAGUUUAAAUUGAGAUUACUCUUACAGUUUGUAUGUAUAUAUAUGUAUUUAUUUAUCUACAAAACCAGCGCGGGUGAGGUGAAAUUUAGCUUUUUUCCAUAUUGUCUUGAUUAACUUAUGAGUCAAUAUGUAUAUUAUUUAUUUGCUGUAUUUAAGACAUUGGUGACUAUUCUGUUGUGUAUCUUGGUUAAUUGAAAUUUAUAAUCCUUUUCGACAAUGAAAGUUGCGAUGUGUAAAAGUAAGCUUGGUUUUGUCUACAAAACGCUAUAUUUAUUACAGCUGCUGUCAGGUAAAUCAUCACAAACGUCAGAAGCUAGAAUAGAAACAUUUCUGUUGCUUGGAAGUGGUAUUAGUUUUAUUAAGUGAUGUAAAUUGUUACUAUGAUAAACACAAAGACAGGAAGUUGUCAAUUUUCGGGUGCGGGAUGAAUGUGAAGCUGUUACGUGAAAAUUUAAAAGAUUAACUCAGACUCAACUGUUGCUUUUAUAAGAAACGCAUGUGUGCAUCUUCCUAUUUGACCUAAAGCGUUCUGAUAAAUUCAAGUUGUUGUUUUUUAUACUUAUUUUAUAACCAGUUUUGUUGUUAAAAUUAGUCUUAGGUUUAUCUGCUGUCGUUGUUUUCAGUUUUUGUAGCUUCAACUUUACUAAGUGGUGUGACAAUCUGUAAAGCCAACCUUUGAGUAGACUGAUUCAUUAAAUUAUUUAUUUCAGUGA